Acanthoscelides obtectus is the source of this 5636-nucleotide messenger RNA. The record is from the annotation of a GenBank genome assembly. Lineage: Eukaryota; Metazoa; Arthropoda; Insecta; Coleoptera; Chrysomelidae.
UACUUGACUGUAUUUUGUUUGUUACAGGUUGUGCGAGUGUUAGUGCGUGGUACUCCAUGAUAAUGGUGUGACUGUAGCCGGGCGGCCUAUAGCGUGACGCCCAUCUUCGGGCAGCCGUCACUUCUGGGGGCAUGGGAGUCCCCACUGAUGACGCGUACACGCACCCCUUUCUCGCGUGGCUGCUGCACAAUUUGCCCCAUUACAAUGUCACCUUCCACCUGGUCAACAGCACGUUCGAGCCGAACAACCCCAUCUAUCUUGAGAGCCUGGGCAUCUUGGCCUCGCUGCCGGCCGCCUGCUUGAUCCUCACCCUCCUGCUCCUUUUGGUCUACCUACUCACCCGCUGCUGCGAUCGUAGGCCACGCCCCCAACGCUCCAUCUCCGCCUUGAAGGCGGUGCUCGCCGCAACGGCCGUCGCGUGCUGCGCAUGCGUCGGCCUCGGUCUCUAUGGUAACGACGACGCCCACAACGGGGCGGUCGAAGCGCUUCAACAGGCGCAGCAGGUGGAUCAGUUGGUGGCGCGCGUGCGCAAUCACACGCUGGACAUCGAGAGGCAGCUCAGGGUGCAGGCGGAGAUACAGAUUAGGGAGAUACAGAAUGUGUUUCAGGUUCACACGUUAAACCAAAGCCUAUUUAAAACAGUGGAUGAAUACUUUAAAAAAUUGGUUGAAAACAGAAACUUGACAGCAAACGCGGCCAGGGACAUUCGCGCACCCCUAGCCGGUCUGAACCUCACCACGACCAUAGUCUUCGGUGAGAAGAUCGAGAGUAUAAGAUGGCCAGCUACGAUGGCAGUCCUGAGCGGUUUCUUGGUGCUGUUGGUGAUCCUGCUGUUGGGAGUGGCAAGACAUAACCGAUUCUUCCUGAUCGUGUUCUCGGUUUGUGGUCUACUAGCUGUCAUAAUGUCAUAUCUGAUGGCCAGCGUGUAUCUGGCAUCCAGUGUCGCUCUUGGAGAUCUGUGCAUGGCGCCGGAUAAGUUCAUUGAGGAUCAGGCCAGUUCGGAGCUUUCAAAGGAGAUCCUUAAGUACUACACGAAUUGCGAAAGAGCCAGAGCCAACCCGUUCACGCAACGCCUCCGUGAGGCCAAGACCACCCUGAUGAACAUGCGGAACAACCUAAACCUGAUGAUGAAGCCCGCCGAGUAUCUGUAUCCCAAAAAGGGCCUCGACACGAAGUUCAGCUCCCUGAGGAACGACAUCAACGCCGCUGACAACUUAAUCCACUCUCUGACCGCUCUCGUGGACUGCAGGACUCUCCACAUGCAUUACUUGAGAGGUGCCCGGGCAUUGUGUAACGUGGGAUUGCUGGGGCUGGCACUGAUGCUGGUGUCUGCUGUGCUGUCUGGGUUCCUGUUGACAGUUCUCGUGUGGGUAGACUCGCAUACUUGGAUAUACAUCAGAAAGAAGAAGGACUACCAGCAAGUAACCGAGACCGACCCAACGUACUUGCCUCCAUCCUCAGCCGGUAGCCAAGCCAUCGCCGCGAGGACACUUCAGCGGAGUCAAGGGUUGGCACGCCCACCUGACACCCCCCCGCCCAGCUACGCCUCGUUGGCAGUGCAUGCAGCCGCCCAGAACUCAUCCACAGCAUCCGCACCCCCACUACCGCAUGAGGCUGACUUGCUAUUACUGUACGAUGGAUGUGAUCAACGUUCCAGUGGUGACCAUCAUCAUCACCAUAGAGGACCGCCAGGGAGUGGAGGGACCCACAUGUCACACUUGCGUGGACAUACACUAGGAAGGCUCCCCUCCCAUCACCAUGAUAGUGGUACACUCCAUGGACCCAACAACGGCAAAUACGCCACACUCACCAAGCAGUGCAAGACGCUUGCAAACCCGGAGUGCUACUGAGAUAGGGCUGCCUGCAAGGAAUUCCCAAACUUUAAGGGUUCCAAAGCGGACCACCAACAGCAGCAUCAGCAACAGCGCCAACAGCAACAGCAAUCGCAAGCCGGUCAGAAGAAGAGCGAAGAACAACUAGCGCCGGCCCCACGUACCGCCAACAUCAACAAGUACAGCUCGCUGGGCAGACGUCCUCUGCCCCAAACGCCGGACGAGAAGGGCGGCAGGAAGCAGCCCCCGGUCGCCGUGCCCAAGGUGCCCACUGCCAGUAUUGAGACGCCGCUCAAUCCGGCCAAUUUCAGGUCGCUCCAGAGAGGCGCUUGGCAAGACGGCGUGAGCUCCUUCCAGCCCAACACGCAGUUCCGGUCUCUGCAACGAGGCUUGGCCAUUGGCCAUCAAUCUCAGUUCCGGUCGGCCAAGAUCCAGGACCAGACGCAGAGCGCUGAAGCCAUGUACGCGAAUAGUGAAAGCGAACGGCAGUUGUACGCUGUUACUGAGCUGUAGAUGCAUUUUUGUUUCGUUCACCUGUUUGGGAAAUGCAGGCAGCAAAAUCGGUACAAUAGUAACGGUUUUCGUUUUUUUUUUAUUAUUUCGAUGUUACAUCAAGAGGUUGUUGGAGCAAUCUCAGAAUCUGCAGCAGUGAUAAAUCCAAGGUUCAAAUGCUGUUUAUAUCAAAGUUUAUUAAUAAAGAAGUACGUUAAACCAUUGUUUAACGAUAAACAUUAUCCGAGAUGAAAUGAAAUACCAUGGCACCAUAUAUAAGAACUUGUCGCAGUUAUGUUUCUCCUCUCCGCAAUAAUUAGAAUUCUACUUUGGAACGGUUAGUGUCUCGUAGAAGGCGCUAUAGCCAAUUUAGGCUGAUGUAUGCUUACAUAGUCGGCUAUAUUUGUGACAAAUCCUCACAGAUGACGCCAUGAUAUCUCAUUUAAUCUCUGAUUUUUUUUUAGACGCCAGAAUAUAUGUUGCCUACGGCCAUAUUUCGGCUUGUGAUUGAAUAACUCAUUUUAUUAUAUGAAGUGCCCCAAUAAAAUACGAAGAUGAUUGGUAAUCUGUAAGUAAUAGUAUGAUGCUACUUUCUCAAGUGUACUUGACCCUAAAGAUGUUACCGUGCUGUUGGUAAUGUUGGCAAAACAUCAUUAACCCAAGUAUUUUUUGCUUAUAACUUUGGUCAAAAUUAUGCCAGAAGAAUCUAACUUCGUACUAGAGUUAAAGGUUUUUGCUGCUUGUUGGUGGUGUUAACUCUGACUGGUCGUCUUUCUCUAUUAACCAGUUUUGGUAUAAACUGCAUUUAAACCAUAGAUUUCUCAGGGUUAUCAACGCGUUAUGGAAUCUGUGCCUAUGAAGCUACCAUUGUUUACCUUUCAGCUGUAUUGUUACCGAUUUAAUGAAAGUUUCCAUUCAAGCCUGAACUACAUACAUCUCGUAAUAUUUUUGCUGUGCAAAAAUUAAAAUAGUGCUACUCUUUAUUGAUGAGGGUCCUAAUUUUUUAAUGAUUAUGCUCCACUAACUAGUAUGAUUUCACGUAGUGUUUUGAUAUUAUUAACCUCUUGAUGGGAACUAUUGACUGUGUGUCUGUCUAAAUUGAUUUUUUUCUCCCCUUUAGUUUAUCUAAACAAUUUAGACAAGUCACAUAAGUGCCAUUCGUAUUUUUUUACGAAUAAGAUCUCGAAUAUAUACAUUACCAUAAAAUAAUUUUUGCACAAAUUCCACGAGCUACGCUCUGAUAUAGAUUAUCAAAAUGCAAACACAACACACUCAACUCACAGCGCAAAGAUUCUUUAAAAAUCAACACUGUGCCAAAGGAUUAGCCCAGAUCCUAGGAAAAUUACAUAAAAACUUGUCAGCUUUUGAGAAAAUGAUGGCUUUAUUAGCACUUUCGAUAAUUUGUGUAAAGUAACAUUGUUCAUCCACGAAAGGUCAAACUGAGGUUUUUUAAGUUUUUCUGGGCUAAUCUGUGUAGCUUACAAAAACAUAUGACUGAUAACUUCCAUUCCAUUUUUAUUGUGUAUUUUUUACUUGUCACAAUAUACAUGGUAUACAGGUGCGACUACUACACCUUGUAUAUUUUUGGAAUUCUGAUGUUAGAGGGAACAAACUAUAAUACGAAAAUUGACCUCAAAGUUGUAAACUAUUGCUCAUUACUUGAUCCGUGACGUACGUACUGAAACUAACUAUAUGAAAAUCGUUUAGACGUAUGAACGUUUAUAACUGAACUGUACUAUUAAUUUCGUGUAGUUUACGCUAAUACUAAAAGUAGAAAACUUUGCGGUUGUAAAUUGUCAUUUUAACACAAAUUCCAUCAAUUUUGUUAACUCACAGGAAAUCGCGUGUCAAUGGAAUAAGAAGAACUAUUUGAUCAACACUGUGUUAUUCAAAUCAAAUGUAGUUUGAUGUUUUAUUAUGGGGUUUUACGUUUUGCAACUAGAAAGACAUAUUUGUGAAAUUUGUUUAGUAUUUUCUAGCGAAUGUAAUCAAAAUGUUUUAUUUUCGAAAAAUGCUUAAGGAUGGGUAUGAAUUCUUAUUCACUUGCGAAAGCACAAUAUUUUUUUUAAAAUAAUCUAUUCAAGUUUCGAACUUUUUUAAUUAAAUGCGAAUUUGGUAUUGAUAAUAAUGUAGGUAUUACGAAUUUUCAUGAUCAUCUCAUCACGUAAGUGUUUAGACAAAUACUGUAGCAAGAUCAUUUUCUAAAAGCAUCACUAGAGUGUGUUACAUUUUGGCCUACAGGAUAAUACAUUCGAAUAUUGAAAGGCGCCUUAUAAAUGCAUUGAAAUGUUUGUUAUUAAACAGUUUCAAUACAUUUGUAGCGGUGUACCUGUUCAUUUCUCAGUCUAUUAUUAAUGUGGUAUUUUCGAUAUACAAAAUAGGGUAUACCUGAUAAUUGUGAAUAAUGGCAAUACACCAUCUUGAUGUCUGUUUAAUUGUCAAAAUAAUAUUAACUGAAAAUGAGAUAGAAUAUAAUUAACUGAAAAUGAGGGAGAAUAUAAUUAAUUUGAUACAUACAACUAGUAUGGCAGUCUCAUAGGACCAUUUUAUAUUUUAGGAAAACAACUUUUGGACAUAGUGGGUGUCUGACAUAAAAUGAUCUUGACUGUGACAAACACCAGGAUAUUGUAAUUGCCGAUCCUUAUGAAUUUGUAUAUUUGUGAGGACAAAAUAGUGUAUAACUGCCAAAGAGUAAAGAUUUGAUGUUAUGGAAGAAUGUACGGAUGAAUGUUUUAAUAUUAAGAAAUGUGUAUCAUCCUAGGUAAAAUUAAAACUUAAUCAAUUAUAAUUUUGGUCAUGUGCGAAAAUACAGUCCAAGCAAAUAUUGUGACUACCCAUUUGCAAGGUACUAAUCUGUUUGUAAAACAAUUUCAGUAGGUACUAAUAGUGCAAUAAUUGCUACAUUAUUCCAAAAUCGGCUAAGUCAGAUGGGGACCUAGGAAUUUUGUAUGGCCUAGUUCAGAUAUAUAUUCUUCAUAAUGAUACCAGAAUACAUUAUCGUCUUCAACCUCUAUUAAAAAUUCGAGACGAUAUAAUAGCGGAACCGGUAGUCACAUAAAUGUAUUACAGGACUAUUUUUUAUAGUUUUCAUAUAUUUAGUAGCUUUAUACAUCGAUACAGGCCUGUAAAAACACUGUACCUUGCGUUCAAUAACCGGGUCAAGCUUUAUAUUUAUCAAUUUAACUCUUUUGUACAUUCAGUUUCGUUGUAAUAUAUUUCACUACCCAGAUAUAUUUAUUUAUACUUUUAAGCUACAAGAUUAAUGUAUUAUGUCAUUGUAUAGUAUGUUUAUGUAAUAAAAAAUCAAUUUUC